This is a messenger RNA of Esox lucius (northern pike), 5135 nucleotides long. Its product is annotated as protein mono-ADP-ribosyltransferase PARP14. Gene Ontology annotation, biological process: negative regulation of gene expression. Bases 100 to 4896 code for a protein of 1598 amino acids. NCBI's taxonomy places the organism in Eukaryota, Metazoa, Chordata, Actinopteri, Esociformes, Esocidae. The transcript is spliced from 15 exons. The record is from RefSeq and is a predicted model, not a curated record. Gene Ontology annotation, cellular component: nucleus; cytoplasm. Gene Ontology annotation, molecular function: transcription corepressor activity; NAD+ poly-ADP-ribosyltransferase activity.
GAUCACCUGCAACACGGUUACAAGAGGAUACUUUAUCGACUCAACGGGUGACUUUUAAUUUGCCUACUAUUAACAAAGUGAUGGUAUUUUGCCUUAAACAUGGAAAUGUUUAAUUACCCAGUGUUCUUCGAGCUGGACAAUUUUGAUCCAGUACAAAAAGAAAAGACAGAAAAGUACUUUAAGGUUCGUCGGAAGUCUGGUGGUGGAGACUGCAGCUCUAUAAACCAAGUUCGUGAUAACGUUUACAAGAUUGCAUUUAAAGACCGGGCAGCCCAGGAGAGAGUACUUCAGAAAGCCCAUCAUGUGUUGGAGCUACCUGGGGGAACUCGCUCUCUCAAAGUAAGAGGCAGCCUGGAUCCUUCAACCACAACACACUGCUCUGACAUCGGACAGUUGGCAUCACCACCUGAUGGCCCAGAGCAUGAACUUCAUCUAGAUUCUUACCUCCUGCGCUACCUAAAGGAGAGCCCUGGGGCUGGACGAGACCUUCAGCAAAAGCUGUCCUCUUUGCGCUGCUCUGUCCAGCUCCUUUCAGAGGAGGGGAGAGCAGUAGUUAGAGGCUCAGGCCAAGCUGAGUCAUGCAGAGCUGGGGUUGAGGAUGGUAUUGAGCUGGGACGAUGGAAGUUAGAGGUAGAGAAACUGUUUGAACAGCUCGUGGACCGGUACAAAUGCCACUAUGAAGUAGACCCACGUAAGGUCCACACUCUGCUGCAGAGCAGUACCCUGGGUUCAGAGGAUGUGAGGAUGUACGGGGAGGGGGGAGAAGGGUUUGUUGUGGUGGUUGGGGAGGGUUCUGAGGUUCAGGCCAAGCUGAAGGAGAUUGAGGCCAACCUGGUUCAGCAUCUGAGCUCAACAAAGCAGGCAAAGAUCAGAACCGUAUGUCGACUGGGACAGGCUAAGCUCCGCCUUCUUGGGGAAGUGAUAGAGAAGGAGUUAGGUGAGUUUGUGCCAGGGGUGAAGGUAACACGCGGUGACUCAUCUCAGUUGGUGCUGGAGGGCUCGGCAAAUGAAGUCUGGACAGCCAGGCAGUUGGUUACAGAGAAAACUUCUCUGGUGAUGGAGCGGGUAGUGUCUGGGGUGUCCCCCAACCUCCUGACUUUUCUGAAUGAGGCAUAUGGUAGGCCUGGGUCCCUGGGCAGCCUGCUGGGAUUUGGAAGCCAAGUACAGGUGGAUCUAGGGGUCACAGAGCUCCGGUUGUUCGCACUCUCCCCUGAGAAACUUGACCAGGCAGAGAAGGCUCUGCUGGGGGAGUUUGAGGAGGAGAUGAUUGACAUACUCAAUUGUGACUCCUUCCCACCAGAACUAAUGUCCAUCAUUGAGAAGAAGGUGAUGGAGUUGAACCAACACAGACGCAGGGUGGUGGCCAGGUAUGUCCCUGGUUGUCGAGUGCAGCUGCUGGGCCACGUUAAGGAGGUUCAGCAGCUGAGGGAUGAGAUCGAAGCCUAUCAGAUAGGCCAGUCCAGUGUUGACCAAACACUGCUUUUACCUUUCCCAGAGAUAGCGGAACACCUACCAGAACUGCUGGAGAGAUUAGGUGUGGACCACACUGGGGUGACACUCUACCCCUCAGCCUCGUCCGUCCGCCCCUCUGUGAUGCUCCGUGGACCCUCUGUUCGGGUGGCCCAGGUCAGGAACAACUUGGGCCCCACUCUGGCCUCCUUGGUCCGCCAAACCAUAACCAUCGACCAGCCUGGGGCAUUUCGCUACUUCCAGGGCCAGGGAACAGAGAAUCUGGUGUUAGUUGGCCGCUCUCAUCAAUGCCUUAUCCAGCUGGACAGCCAAGGUAGCACAGUUAGCAACGCAGGGGAGACGGUGGAAGGCGCCAGCUAUUGCCUUCAAGGUGGUCUGCAGGUUGUGGUGCGCCAGGGGGACAUCACCAAGGAAAAAGCGGAUGCGCUGGUAAAUGCUGCCAAUGGGGAUCUGGAUCACGGUGGAGGUGUGGCUGCGGCUCUGAGUCGGGCAGGGGGGCCUGAGGUACAGCAGGCAAGCAGGGAUCUGGUUAGGCAGGUUGGAAGAUUAGCUACAGGUCGUGUGGUUGAGACCACUGGAGGGAAGCUGCCUUGUAAAAUGCUGUUACAUGCAGUGGGACCAGUAGGGGGCAGCGGGAAUGAGCGCCCUCUACUGGAGAAGACAGUUAAAACAGCCCUCCAUCUGGCAGAGACCCUGCAGCUCCAGACCCUGGCCAUGCCCUGCAUCAGCUCAGGGAUAUUUGGGGUUCCUCUGAAGGUGUGCUCCGAGGCCAUAGUCUCUGCUGUGAGGGACUUUGGGAGGGAACAACGUGUCCUUACCAAGGUCACUCUGAUUGAUGUACGUACAGAGGUGGUGAGAGCCAUGCAGGAGGCCUGUGAUAGGCUGUUACUGGGGAGGGGGGAAUCAUCUGAGCGGGAUGGAGGGUCCAGGACCACAACUACCACCACAAAUACUUCUCAUGGGGACACUGAUACUUACACCAGGGGAGCAGUCGCUUCAGAGGCCUGUGUCCAGGUAGAGAUUGUCCAGGGAACCAUAGAGAAGCAGCAGGUGAAUGCGCUGGUUUCCCCCAUGGUUGGUAGUGACCCCCUUUCCUCUCGUGUGGGUAAUUUAUUGUCUGAGGCAGCUGGACCAGAGAUGAUGGCUGCUUUUCUCAGAGAAUCAGGGGGACAAAGUAUGCCUGGUGAAAAAAUCCUAGUGGAGGGACUGCCUGGUUUCAGCUCGGGGCGUGUAUUCUUCCUCAACUGUGCACCCUGGGACAACAACCCCCAAGGACCAGCAGUACAAGCUCUGGGGCGGGGUGUGAAGAGAAUUCUGACCUCUUGUGAAAACCAAGGCUUCCGCUCUGUUGCCUUCCCUGUGGUUGGAACCGGUGUUGUCCUUGGUUUUCCUCACCAAGUGGCAGCGCAGGUUCUGCUGGGAGCGAUCCAUGAGUAUGAGCAAACCCGGACCACCAGAACUCCAUUCCUAGUUCGCAUUGUCAUCCUUCCCAGUGACCGGGAGUCUGCAAUGGCUUUCCAGACAUCCCAGAGUAAUUUGAAUCUCAGAGGAUUUCAACUGAAGGCUAAUCCAGAUCAGGCCUCGUUCUAUCGCCACGUCUCGACCACUCAAGACGAGGUCUCUGUGAUGUUAGGUAGUGUCAAGCUACAGCUAAUCUUUGGCGACAUCAUUUCUAAUCUCUCUGAUGUCGUCAUCAACACCACAGACUUCUCUCCCAACCCGUCAGGUGUUUCCAAAGCUAUUCUGGUGGCAGCAGGGCCCACUGUCCAAGCAGAUUUAGCACAAGCGGGUAUGCCUGCAGACCUGAUGUGCAGCACACGACCAGGUCAACUGGCCUGCAAGGAGAUUAUACACGUCGCUUUCGAACACAACACAAAAAGGAUCCGCAAGGUUUGCAAGAACAUUCUGAAACUGUGUGAAAGGAAGGGCUACCAGUCUGCCACCUUCCCUGCAGUCAACACUGGGGCUGCUGGGUUGAAUGCCAGCUCUGUGUGUCAGGCCAUGUUGGAUGGCAUGGUGUCUGCUGUGAUGCGUCCAUCCUCCACGACCCUCACUGUCAUACGUAUCGUCAUGAUAAAAAGACCCAUCUUCGAGGCAUUCAGGUCUGAGCUGGAGAGCCGUCUGGGAACUGUCCCCCCAGUCUCCAAAAUGAAAGGGAUAGCGCGACAUAUACAGACGCUAACACAGAGCAUUGCCUCUUCUCUCUCCAUCAACCGGCCCUCGCAUGGCUUCCCUCCACCCCCCUCGGCCCCUCCGGGCCUGACCGUCGCCCCCUGGAUGCCUCCCCCAGCCGUGCUGAGCGUGGUGGGGCGUGACGCAGACGCCAUCGUCAGGGCCGGGCGGGAGCUCGAGUCGAUCCUGGGGGAACUGUUGACCCUGAGAGAGGUGAAGGGAGAGGACAUGUGGAUGCUGAACGAGGCGGAGCUGCAGGCCGUGCAGACGGAAGCCAAGUCCCUGGGAGUGAGCCUGGAGCUAAGGGAAGGGGGGUCAGAUGCCGGGGAGGUUUUCUACGUCUUCCGAGGCCUGAAGGAGGACGUUCUGAGCGUGCGCGAGUUGCUGGACAGUGCACUCAGCGGCGCCCUCCGUAGGCAGCUGAUUGAGAAAGAAGAGGCCCUGGUGGCCCAGGCUGUGCAGUGGUACAUGUGCCGUCGUCGAGACGUUUGGAUGAAGCUGGCGCGGCACGACAACUACGUUCUGGAGCAGGCCCACCUGAGAGGAGAUAUCUUUGCAGAGGUGGAGGGUAUGGAUGGUGGCAAGGUCCACGUGAACCUGAAGAACAACACUGCCACUGACAGGAACACAGGUCGCACCUACGAGAUGAAAAGAGAGGAGAACCGAGAAUUGCCACCAUACUGGGAUAAUAUGUCCACUGGUGAACUGCUGAAGAAAGUUCAGCUCUUACCCACCUCACCGGAGUAUCAGCAGGUGGCGAGUGGAUUCUUAAGUACCACGGGAAUGCAAUUCUCUAUCCUCAAAAUCGAGCGGGUGCAGAAUGUAUUUCUGUGGCAGGCGUACGCAGUGUGCUUGCAGCGCUUCCAGGCCAAGAAUGGAGUGGACCAGGUCGGGGAGAAGAUACUUUAUCAUGGGACAAAAGCAACAACCUGUGACGCCAUAGAAAAAAAUGGAUUUGACAGGAGCUAUGCUAGCAUGACAAGAUAUGGAGUUGGUGUGUAUUUUGCUGUAAAUGCAAGCUAUUCAGCCAAUCCCAGGUACACCCCCCCCGAUGGCGUUGGACACAGACGUAUGUACGUGGCUCGUGUCCUGACAGGGUACUAUACCGUGGGCAAUGAAACGAUGAGGCACACUCCUAAACGCUCCAGCACAGAGAACUACGACAGUUUAGUGGACAACCAGCAAACACCUAGCAUGUUUGUCACCUUCCACGAUGACCAGGCCUACCCAGAGUACCUGAUCACCUUCACAUGAUUUACACAAGACAUUAGCAUGUGAUUUCAUCUAGUGACUUAAGGUGGUGAGUUUAUACGUUUCAAUACUGGCUUCCUUUGGCAAAUGAACCCGCAACACUGGCUUGGUUUCACCAUUAACAAGGUUAUUUGGGAUCAUGCUCAUUUCUAUAGACCUUCAUAAUAUGAUUUAUAGGCUAGUGAAUAAGAAAAUUAAUUGCGGUGUCUUCUAUCUUUUAAUAAAAUAAUGUAUCUUUGUAA